AUGCACUCAGCCAUCCUCACGACAGUGGCCUUCGAUCACUACAUUGCCAUAUGUAACCCUCUGAGAUACACCACCAUCCUCACCAACGCACGAAUCGCUAAGCUAGUGCUAGUGGGUUUAUUCAGAGCUGUUCUCUUUGUUCUGCCCCUGCCCUUGCUCCUGAUCAGGCUGCCAUUCUGUACCAACCGCAUUAUCUCCCAUACGUACUGCGACCAUAUGGCUGUGUUGAAGAUGUCAUGUGGGGACACCACAUUCGACGGGAUUUAUGGCUUGGUGGUAGCAUUUAUAAUAAUCGAGUCAGACCUAAUGCUUAUUGCCCUGUCUUAUGGUCUGAUUAUCAGGACUGUCCUCAGAAUCUCCUCCAAGACAGCCCACCAGAAAGCCCUCAACACCUGCACAGUGCACAUCUGUGUAAUAUCGAUGUCUUAUACUCCCUUCCUAUUCACUGCUCUGACAUACUGGUUCGGUCAGGGCCUCGCUCCCCAUGUUCACAUCAUCUUGGCCAACCUCAACUUCCUUGUCCCCCCCAUGCUCAACCCUAUCAUUUAUGGGCUCAAAACCAAAGAAGUUUGUGACAAAGUGGGCAAAUACACCAGCAGAAGGUGA
Messenger RNA from Terrapene triunguis (Three-toed box turtle), 606 nucleotides. Its product is annotated as putative olfactory receptor 52P1. The record is from RefSeq and is a predicted model, not a curated record. Gene Ontology annotation, molecular function: olfactory receptor activity. The transcript has a single exon. NCBI's taxonomy places the organism in Eukaryota, Metazoa, Chordata, Testudines, Emydidae. The coding region runs from base 1 to 606 and encodes 201 amino acids. Gene Ontology annotation, cellular component: membrane. Gene Ontology annotation, biological process: G protein-coupled receptor signaling pathway.